GCACAGGACACCCAGCCAAAGACAGCCAGACACUGACAGCAACUGACAAGAGCCCGCCCCGGGGGGGGGGCGGCCAGUCUGGGAGUGUGGGAGUGUGGGAGUGUGGGAGCUGCUUGCUGCUCCUGCUGCUCCUGCUGCUCUUGCUCCCCUACCGCUGCCGCUGCCGCUGCCUCUGGAACCUGGAACCUGCAAUCACUUCCGUUUCCAUUUCCCAGGCGCCCACCCUGCACCCACACACCACACCUCAAUCUGGCGUACCCACGCCAUCCAUUUUAAUUCUUUCUCCUGCCUACCUCCUACUCCUUGCCAACCUCCCGCGCAUCAGAACUGCCGCGACAAUCCUCGACUCUCGACUCUCCAUCGCCUUCCUUUCGCCUUGGACCCAGCCAACACCAUCCGAUUUUCCGGCGACCGAAUUGUUGGCUCCACGAACAAGACCCUCCCCCAAUUGAUCAAGCCGCCCCCGGACGUUUUAAACAACACCCCCCCGGACGAACUUGGGCAUUUUGACUCCCAGCUUGGCGCUGGAACUUGGACUGGGAUCGCCGUCUCUUCUUCAAACAAGCACAACCACACUAGAGGGUCCCGACUCCAUCUUCUGUCCCGGAACGCCAAACGCACCUGCAUCCGCCAACACCCCAUCAUCGUCCUUCACCUGUUCCGACCACUGUUGUUCGAUAUAACUAGUUUCGGUUCUUGUCAAUACUGCAGACCUGGGUCGUCUCGGUUCUUCUUAUCGCACCUGCAAUGGCUUCCAAGCAGUUUCUGAGAGAGUACAAAUUGGUGGUUGUCGGCGGUGGUGGUGUCGGUAAAUCGUGUCUUACGAUUCAAUUGAUCCAAAGUCAUUUCGUUGAUGAAUACGACCCAACAAUCGAGGACUCCUACCGAAAGCAAUGUGUCAUUGAUGACGAGGUCGCGCUGCUCGAUGUCCUCGAUACCGCCGGCCAAGAAGAGUACUCGGCCAUGCGAGAGCAAUACAUGCGGACGGGCGAGGGCUUCCUGCUUGUUUACUCCAUCACGUCCCGCCAGAGUUUUGAAGAAAUCACAACCUUCCAGCAACAAAUCCUGCGGGUCAAGGACAAGGACUACUUCCCCAUGGUCGUUGUGGGAAACAAGUGCGAUCUAGAGGGCGAGCGAGAAGUUACUAGGCAAGAGGGUGAGAACCUGGCAAGGUCAUUCGGCUGCAAGUUUAUCGAGACAUCAGCAAAGUCCAGGAUCAACGUCGACAAGGCAUUCUACGAUAUCGUCCGCGAAAUCCGACGCUUCAACCGUGAGAUGCAAGGAUACUCAACCGGCAGCGGUGCCUCUGCACCAAACGGCGCCGUCAAGCCAAUGGACGUCAGCGAUAACGAUGCCGAGGCAGGGUGCUGCGCCAAGUGCGUGAUAAUGUGAGGAGCUUCGGAUCUGCAGCGGCGCAGAACGAGAUUUCGAGGGGCCAGAAGGCGUCGUCAAGAGGAGAGAGUAUCGGAAGGUCAAGGAAUGGGACGCACUGAUUCUUAACGAGUCAAUCGACGGUAACGUCCAAGCUUGAUACGACGACAUAUUUGCAUAAGGCUGGGGAGUCGAGUUCCCUUCCAGACGAUAUGGACGCACAUUGGCCAGCAUUUCUGGAGGAGUUGACGCGCGCGAACUCGGACUCUCAUGGGACACGACAGGGCAUGGCCUCGAUUUGAUUUUCCCCUUCUCCUUGUCAACCGGAGACGCAUAUGGACACUUUACAGAACUUUUUAUUUACUAUUACCCAAGGUCACUUUGCCAAGUUGUUUUUCUUUUCUUUUUUUUAAAGGAGGGGUUUGUCCUAUCUGCACCGAAAACUGAAUCUUAUAUUAUGGUUGCUAUCCCGACCUGUAAUCUCCUUCGUCUGCCUUCCCUCGUCAGUGGACCAUUGGCUCUCGCGUAUCAAGACGUUAUAUUCCUCUCAGGAGCUCUAUAUGUAGGGGCCGGCAUAUCUCGACCUGCAAAGAGUGUUAUCGAAAAUCGAGUGCAAGAAAUUUCCCCAUCAAGUCUGACCCAAGCCGCUUGUGACACCGUCCUUGAAGUCGAUUGUUCCAUGUCUCAAAAAGGUGGUCAAUAGCUCCUUUCUGGGCGUUUCCGGCAAUGACUAUCGCUGCCGGUAUCUCGGUGACAUCACAUCACCUCAGGCUUACGAUUUAAAAGCCCGUGGGAGAACAAAUCCUGAGUCCACCGCAGGUAGUUCUGUCUCAGAGGCCUGCAAACCUCAGGGGUCAGAGGCAAAUUGCCAUCGCCCGCCUUUCCUUGGGUGCGCAGAUUCCUCCAGAUUGACUGCCUCCAUAAGAGAAGGCGCAGCUUUUCCAGGUCUUCGCCCAACCUGAUAUUUCCUGUUUGGCAGAAGAUAGAGCAAGCACAUUACCCAAGAGAUUCUCUCACAAGUAUCUCCUGGCCGAACCAAGAUAUCAACCUUCUGUGCCAACACAGGAAUCGCAUUGCUCUGAUGGCAUGGAAACAAGUUCUUGAACUCCAUUCUGAUAGGCUCCAAAAUUGAAAGAGGCGAAGGCUCUUUGCAAAAUUUCGAUAUCACUCUUCUUGGUCCA
Molecule: messenger RNA, 2552 nt
Organism: Diaporthe batatas
Lineage: Eukaryota; Fungi; Ascomycota; Sordariomycetes; Diaporthales; Diaporthaceae
Exons: 4
Coding region: 748-1392 (214 amino acids)
Biological process (GO): signal transduction
Cellular component (GO): plasma membrane
Molecular function (GO): GTPase activity; GTP binding; GDP binding
Source: RefSeq, a predicted model, not a curated record